UUUUCGUACAAUUAAACAUGCUAGGAUGACUUCAAGUAUGAUUGGUGGGCUAAUUUCAAGUGAUAUUCGUAAUAAGGCUUUGACAUCGGUUAGUGAGGUGGUUUGUGAUUUCAAGGACUAUUAUGGAACAGAAGUUUCUUAUCGGCGAGCUUGGAUGGGUGUUAAAAAAGCAAGGGGUCUUGUUUUUGGUGACUAUUCAUCAUCAUUUGAUGAUCUUCGUUGGUAUGUUGAUGCUGCUAAUGCUUGCAAUCCGAGGAGUGUUUUUGAUAUGGAAUUUGAUAUUGAUAGUAAAGGAAGACAUUUCAAAUGCUUGUUUUUUGCUUUUGAGGCAUGUAUUCAUGGUUUCAAGUAUUGUAGGCCUGUGUUGAUGCUUGAUGGAACUUUCUUGAAAGGAAGACACAAAGGUUGUUUAUUGGCUGCUACGGCAAAAGAUGGUAACCAAGGUUUAUAUUCGUUAUGUUUUGCUAUUGUUGAUAGUGAAAGUUAUGACAGUUGGCAUUGGUUCUUGUCAAAGUUAUUAGGUAUUUUGACUCCGGAGAGGGAUAUUGUGUUUGUUACUGAUCGACAUGGAGGUUUGCUGAAAGCUUUAGCUGAGGUCUUUCCAUUUUCUUCUCAUUCUUUUUGUCUAAUGCAUUUGAAGACAAACUUGAAGACUUAUUUGUCAGUUAAGAGUCGUGAAUCUAAAGAGUAUUUGCUUACACUUUUUAGUAGAUGUGCAUAUGCUCCUACUAUUGAGUUGUUUAAUGAGCUAUUUGAAGAAUUUAAGGGUCGUUGUGGUCGUAGUGUUGAGAAGUUUCUUGAGGAUUUGCCUAAUGAGUGUUGGUGUAACGCUUAUUUUCAAAGCAAGAGGUAUGGUGAAAUGUGCACAAAUGCUGCGAAAUCUUUUAAUUCAUGGAUUAGGGAUGAACGCCAUUUGUUUUCAACUAGUCUUGUUGAUGCUAUACGGGUGAAACUAAUGGCGCAAUUUUCAAGAAGGAGAGAAGUUGGGAAUAAGUAGAAUCGUAUUGUUUGUCCUUU
This is a messenger RNA of Camellia sinensis, 1017 nucleotides long. The record is from RefSeq and is a predicted model, not a curated record. NCBI's taxonomy places the organism in Eukaryota, Viridiplantae, Streptophyta, Magnoliopsida, Ericales, Theaceae.